ACCGCCUGCACACCUACAAACCUCAACACCUGGACGUCACGACGCACGGCCGUCAUAGUGUGUUCUGCAAUCGGCAUGUCAACUUCCAGUACUCCAGAAGUGCUUGCCAAAAGUCGCGCUCUGCGAGCAGAAGCCGCCUGGGUAGCAGACCACACCACUCCUUGCAACUCAGCAGCGACAGCAAGGCAUCGAGAAAUGAGAAGAAAUCACCGUCUUCUUUUGGAAGAAGUGCAAAGACGACACGACGUCACAGUAUCUCUGUCUUGGAUCAGAAACGCUCUGGCUGACAUUAAAGAAAAAGACUGUGACAUCUGUCAUAAUCUGGAGUGUAUGAUUGAUGCAAUUCAAGGAGUUAGCUAUGUCAAAGAUCCAACUCCAGGAACCCGUGUAACAUCCAAUACAACCAGAACGCUCAAUUCUUGUGCAAAGUCACGUGUUUCAGAGUUAGAAGAAACAGAAGACUAUGGAUCUUGUUCUUCAACAGAAAUGUCACCACAACCUUCUCACAGUUCAAGCAUCAAUACACCAUCAAUCGAAAAAGACAUAAAGAAAUCACUAACACUAACGUUCAGUGAUGAUGAUGAUGAUGACUUGGGAGUAUUUGUAUAGAAUAAAGAGGCCAUACAUAAUAGGAUGAACAGAAGUAUUAAUUAACCAAGAACUAUAGUCUGGUACAGACUUACCUCAAUUCAUGCAGUACAUGUAGAUUAUCUAAUCGAUUAUUUUCCAUUUUUCCAAACCA
Corticium candelabrum is the source of this 742-nucleotide messenger RNA. RefSeq lists its product as uncharacterized. The transcript has 2 exons. Lineage: Eukaryota; Metazoa; Porifera; Homoscleromorpha; Homosclerophorida; Plakinidae. The record is from RefSeq and is a predicted model, not a curated record. The coding region runs from base 76 to 609 and encodes 177 amino acids.